Trichomonas vaginalis G3 is the source of this 1077-nucleotide messenger RNA. Its product is annotated as phosphoprotein phosphatase protein. Gene Ontology annotation, molecular function: protein serine/threonine phosphatase activity. Gene Ontology annotation, cellular component: cytoplasm; nucleus. The transcript has a single exon. Lineage: Eukaryota; Parabasalia; Trichomonadida; Trichomonadidae. Bases 1 to 1077 code for a protein of 358 amino acids. The record is from RefSeq and is a predicted model, not a curated record.
AUGACUCUUAUCCUAGAAGCUUUUCGUAAUUACUUAGUUGAUAAGAGUCUGAUUUUCUCGGCUAUAGGAACUGAAUUACAACCUAUUCCCUAUUUCAAUGAAGUUGAUUUAGCGAAAUUACUUUAUAACGCAAAAACAAUCUUGGCAAAGGAAAGUUCUCUAUUGAAGUUAGAUGGACGUUAUUGUGUAGUUGGAGAUUUACAUGGAAAUCUACAUGAUUUACUUCAAAUUAUUGCUAAUCAAGGCUUACCGCCAAUUACCCAGUACCUUUUCUUGGGAGAUUACUCAGGAGCGGGCUCCAAUUCGGUUGAAGUUGUUGCCCUCGUCAUGGCUCUUAAGGUUAGCUUUCCUAGAGAUGUUUUUUUGUUGAAAGGUCAUCAAGAAUUAUCAAACAUCAAUGUUAAUACGAAAUUCCAUCAGGAAGUUACUAUUGAGUACUCAGAGGGACUUUGGAAUCUAUUCAAUGAAGUGUUUGAAGUACUUCCAUUAGCCGCUAUAAUAUCUAAUAACACUUUUUGCGUUCAUGGAGGUAUUGGACCAGACAUUACAAACCUUGAUUUGAUUUCAUCAUUGAAACGCCCCAACAACAACUCAGAAAUUGCAUCAACUUUAAUUUGGAGUGAACCAACCGAAAUGUCCAAAGAUUUCCUUCCCAAUCAAGGUCUCAAAGGAUAUCUUUACGGUGUCGAUGCAAUUCAGCAUUUCCUGAAGCAGAAUCAUCUCCAAAGAAUGAUAAGGUCUCAUGGGUUUGUCGAAAAGGGAAUUAACAGAUUCCAUGGUGCUAACUUAUAUACGAUAUUCUCGGCAUCAUGUUAUAGCAAAACUAACAACGAAAGCGGCUGUUUACUACUGCACGACGGAAUCAUUGAAGGUUUUACUUAUGAACCAAUCAAAAAAGCGUCAAGAAAUGAAGAAAACUAUACCAAUGUUGAGAAGACUUUCUUCAGACGCGUUGUCGAUUCAGAUAAGAAUGUAAAGUGUCGUAUCAGAAUCUCUAACUCACUGUCCAACCAUAGUUUCGUUUCAAGUUCUUCCAACCUUCCUCCUUUAAGAAGAACAACAAGCAUGUCGGAUUAA